Aspergillus tanneri is the source of this 1257-nucleotide messenger RNA. Its product is annotated as PRCC domain-containing protein. The transcript has a single exon. Bases 1 to 1257 code for a protein of 418 amino acids. Lineage: Eukaryota; Fungi; Ascomycota; Eurotiomycetes; Eurotiales; Aspergillaceae. The record is from RefSeq and is a predicted model, not a curated record. Gene Ontology annotation, cellular component: nucleus.
AUGGCGCUCGUGUCAUAUUCGGAUUCCGAGACUUCAGAUUUAGAACCAGAGAACAAUGUCACCCAAACAAAAGACAAGAAACAGACUCUUGCAUCGGCCCCGUCUUCGACUUCCUCCGGCGCAAACUUCCAGUCAAUCGUUGAACGCAGCAACCCACGAAAGAUCCGCGUGGCCUUGCCGGAAAUCAAACCUGAGAAUCUGCCCGACAACUCCGAAGAUGGUCCUGCACGAAAGAAAGCCAGGAUAGGCGGUGGUGGUGGGGCGUUUUCUGGCUUCAAUUCCUUUCUACCUGCGCCAAAAAGGACUAAUGCCGCCGUGGAGAAGGAAAACAAGGCAUCUGCACAGGUGCGCAAGGUGUUCAGCCUGAAGACAGGUGCUACGCCUGGGUUUGACCGGGAAGCAGAUGCGGAAAUGCGUAGGGAUCAACUAUUGGGGGCAUCAGCAACAAGGGGUGGUGAUUAUGAUGAUGACGGCGGUACUAUACCCAAAGCUGGGGGUCUUCGAGCGGAGGAGGAUGAGUCUACUGCAGAGCGCAGUGGAGUAAAAGAUGCUCAGGAGAAACCAGUGGAGGUAAAGUUGAAGGGAAACCCGAUGAUGUUUAAACCUUUGUCUGUGGGGCGAGCCUCACAGCAAAAGAAGAAAUUGCCUCCCAAGACGGCAACGACAGCAUCGUCUGCGGAAGGCUCGAAAGAAGUUACAAAGACUGCAAAAGAAGUGACACCUGCUCAACCUACUCCGCCUCCUGUCGCAAAGAAGACGAGAGUGAGCCUAUUCUCUUUGUCAACGGGAGAAGCAGACACAACUAGUGGCCAAUACCUUCAAGAGAAGAGUGCCGUCUACGAGCCAAUGGUAUAUACUGCUGGUUCGGAGGUUCCUGCAGCUGGCCCAGAGCUGGAUUCUCAAGAGCCGUUUGCAUUAGAAUCAACGACAGGACCUGCGCAAACUCUGGAUAACAUAGCCGAUGAUCUGCAUCUCUCACGCGCCGAACGACGUCAACUAUUUGGUCGCCAUGGCGAUUCUUCUAAAUCCCGAAUUCUCCAUUUCAAUACAGAUAGGGAGUAUGCUGCAAAUCAAGAAAUGGCACACAAUACAGACCUUGCAGCGGUCCAGCACAACCCAGUCCGGCCGAUUGCUCCCGGAAAGCACAGCCUGCAGCAAUUGGUCAAUGCAGCAAGCAGUCAACGGGAGGCUUUGGAAGAUAGUUUUGCAUCUGGACGGCGGAACAAGAAGGAGGCUGGAUCCAAAUACGGAUGGUGA